AUCCUCUCUGACUCCUGAAUCUUCUGCUCCUUCCUCCUCAAGCAGGUUCACCCGUACUUGUCAAAAUGGCUCAACUCCUGAAUAGCAUACUCAGUGUGAUUGACGUAUUCCACAAAUAUGCCAAAGGGAAUGGGGACUGUGCCUUACUAUGCAAGGAAGAGUUGAAACAACUGCUCUUGGCUGAGUUUGGAGACAUCCUCCAGAGACCAAAUGACCCAGAGACUGUGGAAACCAUCUUGAACCUCUUAGAUCAAGACCGAGAUGGACAUAUUGAUUUUCAUGAGUACCUCUUGUUGGUGUUCCAGUUGGUCCAAGCCUGCUAUCAUAAGCUAGACAAUAAGUCACAUGGAGGCAGGACCUCACAGCAAGAAAGGGGGCAGGAAGGAGCACAAGACUGUAAGUUCCCAGGAAACACAGGCAGACAACACAGACAGAGGCACGAGGAAGAAAGGCAGAACUCCCACCACAGUCAGCCUGAGAGACAAGACGGAGAUUCCCACCAUGGUCAGCCUGAGAGACAAGACAGAGAUUCCCACCAUGGUCAGUCUGAGAAACAAGACAGAGAUUCCCACCACAGUCAGCCUGAGAGACAAGACAGAGAUUCUCACCACAAUCAGUCUGAGAGACAAGACAAGGAUUUCAGCUUUGAUCAGUCAGAGAGACAAAGUCAAGACUCCAGCUCUGGUAAAAAAGUGAGUCACAAAUCUACCAGUGGCCAGGCUAAAUGGCAGGGACAUAUCUUUGCCUUAAAUCGGUGUGAAAAACCAAUUCAGGAUUCUCAUUAUGGUCAGUCUGAAAGACAUACACAACAAUCUGAAACACUUGGACAAGCCUCUCACUUUAACCAGACAAAUCAACAGAAAUCAGGCUCUUAUUGUGGACAGUCUGAGAGGCUAGGUCAGGAAUUAGGCUGUGGUCAGACAGACAGACAAGGCCAGAGUUCCCACUACGGUCAGACGGACAGACAAGACCAGAGUUAUCAUUAUGGUCAGACAGACAGACAAGGCCAGAGUUCCCACUACAGUCAGACGGACAGACAAGGCCAGAGUUCCCACUACAGUCAGCCAGACAGACAAGGUCAGAGUUCCCACUAUGGUCAAAUGGACAGAAAAGGCCAGUGUUAUCAUUAUGAUCAGACAAACAGACAAGGCCAGGGUUCCCACUACAGUCAACCAAACAGACAAGGUCAGAGUUCCCACUAUGGUCAGCCAGACACACAAGAUCAGAGUUCUCACUAUGGUCAGACAGACAGACAAGACCAAAGUUCUCACUAUGGUCAGACAGAGAGACAAGGCCAGAGUUCCCACUACAGUCAGAUGGACCGACAAGGCCAGGGUUCUCACUACGGUCAGACAGACAGACAAGGCCAGAGUUCCCACUAUGGUCAGCCAGACAGACAAGGCCAGAAUUCCCACUAUGGUCAGACAGACAGACAAGGCCAGAGUUCCCACUAUGGUCAGACAGACAGACAAGGCCAGAGUUCCCACUACAGUCAGCCAGACAAACAAGGCCAGAGUUCCCACUAUGGUAAGAUAGACAGACAAGACCAGAGUUAUCAUUAUGGUCAGCCAGACGGACAAGGCCAAAGUUCCCACUAUGGUCAGACAGACAGACAAGGCCAGAGUUUCCACUAUGGUCAGCCAGACAGACAAGGCCAGAGUUCCCACUACAGUCAGAUGGACAGACAAGGCCAGAGUUCCCACUAUGGUCAGACAGACAGACAAGGCCAGAGUUCCCACUACGGUCAGACAGACAGACAAGGCCAGAGCUAUCAUUAUGGUCAGACAGACAGACAAGGCCAGAGUUCCCACUAUAUUCAAUCACAGACUGGGGAAAUACAAGGGCAAAAUAAGUACUUCCAAGGGACUGAAGGAACAAGAAAAGCCUCUUAUGUUGAACAAUCAGGAAGAUCAGGGAGGCUAAGUCAACAGACUCCAGGACAGGAAGGGUACCAAAACCAGGGACAGGGAUUCCAGUCUAGGGACUCACAGCAGAACGGCCACCAGGUAUGGGAGCCUGAAGAGGAUAGCCAACAUCACCAACACAAACUCUUAGCACAAAUCCAACAAGAAAGACCACUUUGUCACAAAGGGAGAGACUGGCAAUCAUGCAGUAGUGAGCAGGGCCACAGACAGGCCCAGACCAGGCAGAGUCAUGGUGAGGGGCUGAGCCACUGGGCAGAGGAAGAGCAGGGCCAUCAAACUUGGGAUAGACACAGCCAUGAGAGUCAGGAAGGUCCAUGUGGGACACAGGACAGGCGAACCCAUAAAGAUGAGCAGAACCAUCAGAGACGAGACAGACAAACCCAUGAACAUGAGCAGAGCCAUCAGAGACGAGACAGGCAAACCCAUGAAGACAAGCAGAACCGUCAGAGACGAGACAGGCAAACCCAUGAAGACGAGCAGAACCAUCAGAGAUGAGACAGGCAAACUCAUGAAGAGGAUCAAAACCAUCAGCAACAACAUAAUAGACAAAACUAUGAGGAGAAAGAGAGGUAUCAAGGAUCUCAGAAUCAAAAAUCCCAAGUGACCCACAGAAGCUGUCCUAACAGAGAAAAAUUCCACAUGAAAGAGGAUGACCAGAGCCAAGGCUCACAGAAAAGACACACUGAACCAUCCUUCUAUCCAACCCAGAGCAGUGGGAGGCCCCAAACCAGAGAACAGCGUGGUCACCCUGCCAAGGGAGCUACUGUUCCCAACCCCCCCUAUGACUAUGUGCAAGAGCAGAAAUCCUACCCAUACUAGGCUAUGUGAGCACCAGAGGUAAAGCAACACAAAGCCAAAAAAGAAACCUAUAUGUCGAGUUCACCUUUAAUUCGAUUUAAGAGAUUGAGAAUGUAUUUCUUCCCUCUAUCCUCUGCUGUAUCUCCCUGCAAGGAUGUUUUUGAGUACUAGCAUUCACGUAAGGGCUUUUGGUUCUUUGAGCAGCAAUUCUAGGGUUUUCUGAUUCAGUGAAAUCUAGGUGGUAAAUUGGGUGAAAUAAUCAUAUCUUAAUGUUGAUCAGUUUGGGUAUUUAAAUCAUUUCCUGCUUUGCCCUCUGUGUAGAUGAGACCUGGUUGAAUCAUUGAAAGGUAGAACACUUCUCCCUAAAGUUCAGAAACAGAAAAGAUAUUCUGAAGAUUUACAUUACAUCCAAGGAUUAUACUACAUCUCCACUCCUCAAGGAACCCUAGAUUUGGUGAGCUUUGGCUCCUGUGGAUAAAACAUCAGGAAUUUCAAGCCUCAUAGUCUAGACUAGAAUGAAACUCAGUUCAAGGCUGCUACAAGAGCCGAGAACAUAGAGUGCAUCUCUGAUGUUUACUACAUCUCCCAUGCCAGGCUCUUAUUCCACACCAGAGGGACUGUCCAUUAGUGCCUAUCACUAGAGCUGAAUGGACCCAUUCCAAUUCAAUACCUUUCUAGUUUCUGAUUAUAUAAAAUAAAGAGAAAGUAUAUGUCAUAUGUUUGCAAAUUCCAGGGGAUCAAGACUAUUGAUUCAUAGCUCCUAAGACCUGAAAACUCUUCUCAAGAAAAUCUAUGUGCAGAUUAUGAAUUGUAUUAAAAUAUCUAAUAAAUAAUUGAUGAGCAAUA
Molecule: messenger RNA, 3569 nt
Organism: Homo sapiens (human)
Lineage: Eukaryota; Metazoa; Chordata; Mammalia; Primates; Hominidae
Gene: RPTN
Product: repetin
Exons: 3
Coding region: 66-2420 (784 amino acids)
Molecular function (GO): transition metal ion binding; calcium ion binding
Source: RefSeq, marked validated